GUCCUGUCAAAUACGUCCAGCCUUGUUCACAGUCCUGUCUCGAACCAAGAUCCAACAAGUCUGGAGAGGAUAUAAGACGGGCCGACUGGACCUCUGCACCUUUGUGAAAACGUGUAAACUGAACAAUGAGGGCUGUUGGUUUGCUGCUGCUGCUGCUGGCUCUGUGUGGGUCAGGAGCUCAGGGGGAGCUUCAGGAGAUGGCUCGGACAGAUGAAGCUGAGGAACCGACCGAGCAGACCACAAAGCAAACCACACCUGACAUCUGGGCGGAGGUGAGGGCUCUGAGAGACAUGGUGGUCGAGCUCAAGGUGGAGCUGAGGAACGUGCAUGCUGCAGUGAAGGACAGUGAGAGCCAGGUGGAUAAACUGAAAGCUGAGCUGAUCGUCACCAAUGUGCAGGUGGAGCUGCUGCAGAGAGAGAACUCAGACUUGCAGACCAGACUGAGAAGCAGUGAGGAUGAGAUUCUCAUCAGCAAGUCCAGGAUCGAGACACUGGAGAGAAAAAAUGCAGAACUGCAGAGCAGACUGAGCAGCAGUGAGUCCAGGAUCGAGACGCUGGAGAGAGAAAAUGCAGCCAAAGCUGCAGACCUGAUGUCUUUGGAAACUCGACUGACUGCCACCGAGAGCAAAACAAGUGACCUAAAAACAGAGAAUGCAGACUUGCAGACCAGACUGAGCAACAGUGAGAGUGAACUUCUCAUCAGCAAGUCCAGGAUCGAGACGCUGGAGAGAGCAAAUGCAGAGAGAAAGGUGGCCUUUUACACAGCUCUGACUGAUGCAGGAAGUGUUGGACCAUUCAACACAGAGAUCACACUGAAAUACAGCAAAGUCUCCACCAACAUCGGCGAUGCUUACAAUCCAUCUACAGGUUUCUUCACAGCACCAGUCAGAGGGGUCUACUACUUCCAGUUCACUAUGAGUGGUUACCAAACAGGUUGGAUGGGUGUCUAUGUGUAUAAGAACAAUCAGAGGAUCAUGUAUAAUUCAGAGAUUAAUGAAGAGGUAGAUCAUAAUUAUAUUACUAACUCUGUUGUCUUGGAGCUGAUGGCAGGAGAUAAAAUCCACCUCGUUCUCCCACCUGACUUUUCUCUCUAUGACAAUGCGAACAACCAAAACACCUUCAGUGGCUCCCUCCUCUUCACACUGUGAGGAUUCCUUCAGGCUGCUGUGUGACUCCUUAUUGGCUAAACUGUGAUUUACUGCAUGUACCAAAUAAUGAGAUUCUGCAUCUGACUUCUCUGUUGUGUCAUCACAUGAAAGCAACAUUGAAAUAAAUCUGC
This is a messenger RNA of Centropristis striata (black sea bass), 1279 nucleotides long. Its product is annotated as multimerin-2-like. The coding region runs from base 126 to 1148 and encodes 340 amino acids. The transcript has 8 exons. NCBI's taxonomy places the organism in Eukaryota, Metazoa, Chordata, Actinopteri, Perciformes, Serranidae. The record is from RefSeq and is a predicted model, not a curated record. Gene Ontology annotation, molecular function: protein binding.